GUCCACAUGGCUGAAGGUAAAGCACACAACAGUGAGCUUUGAACAAAAAUAUGCUGGAUUUCCCCCCUGGGUGUGGAAGACUGGAAGGAGAGAGUAGGAGGAUGUGAAAACAGAGAUGAGACACUGAGGGCUUGGAGUGGGCACUGGUGAGGACACUGUAAUUAAAAGGCUCAGCCAUCAUGGCCGGCAUCCCUGACGGAGAAGAUCACACCUGCGCUUACGUGGACUGUCAGAUGAAACGCUAUUACCUGCCUGUCUCCUAUGCCGUCAUCUUCAUCGUGGGCCUGGUGGGCAACGUAACCUCCAUUGGAAUUUACCUGACAAAGCUGCGUCCCUGGAAGAGCAGCAGCAUCAUCAUGGUCAACAUUGCUUUGACCGACCUCCUCUACGUUCUCAGCAUGCCCUUCCUGGUCUACUACUACAGCCAUGGGGAAUCGUGGACACUCGGUGACUUCAUGUGCCGUUUUGUGCGGUUUGGGUUUCAUUUGAACCUGUAUGGGAGCAUACUCUUCCUGACGUGUCUCGCAGUUUUCCGCUUCGUGGUGGUAAUCAAGCCUUUGAGGGCUGCACAAGUGCAACAGAAGUUUUGGGGUAUAAUUGCGUGCUCGGCCGUCUGGAUCGUCGUCGCUGCAGAAAUCGCACCCAUGAUGAAGAUGAUAUCCUUGAAGGAGCAAGACAAGAAGACCUACUGCUUGGACUUUGCUAGCACCAUAUCCAACGAUGACGUUUGGUAUGGCUGGCUGCUCACUGCACUCGGAUUUCUACUCCCUCUAGUGGUGGUAUUCAUGUGUUACAUCGGUAUAGUGAAGCAGUUGGCAAAAGGGCCCAACACAACCAGUCCAUGUCGGAUGCGAGCACGGCGCGUGACCGUGCUGAUCCUGGUGGUGUUUGUGGUGUGUUUCCUGCCAUAUCACAUCUUGCGUGUGUUGCGGAUAGAAACUCGAACUCAGCCGCCAGAGACACCGUGCAUGGUGGAGCGCAUCGUGCAUGCAGCAUAUAUUAUCUCCAGGCCUCUGGCUGGACUCAACACAUUUUUUAACCUGGCUCUCUACACUCUUUCAGGUGAUAAGUUCAGGAGGGCCUUCCUCAGCACUUUUUACUGGGAAUGCUGGCUGACCAAGGCCAGGUCAAUGCUCCGUCUGGCCAUCAUCAGCAAGGCAGGCGGUGACAUGCCUGCUGCCUGACUGACCCCUGUCCAACACCUGACUUUUCGUGCUUUUAUCUCUCUUUGACUCACACUUUGACAUACUGUAAGCUUACUCACUCAGACAUGAUGUCGAGAAAGCUGUAUGACAGCUGUGGUUUCUUCAUUGUAUUCCUCCCAGAGACAAUACGUAGUUUUGGUUUGUGCUGGGCAUAAACUUUGUGCCAACCACUGGAAUGUAAUUACAAACAUCUAAAGGUUAAAGCUAGAAGAUUUGCAUGUUAAGUUAGACCUUUGUCCACACUUCUUUCUCUGGCUGGAAUCACAUGAGUAUACUUUACCUGACUAAGAAUAAAAUGGAUUCUUUUGUUGGCAGCCACGAAAACAGCCUUAGUUAUAGAAUGUUUGACAACUGGUUCAGGCUGCUUAUUGGUGAAAUUAGUUUUUGAUUGACAGGGUAUUAUAAGCCUCUGAUUGGCCAAAUUAAAAAAUGUCUGUGUCUUUAAUAAAAACAGUUUUACAAUAUGCUGUAUAUUACACCUGUGAGUAUCUUAACCUUAAAUUUUUUUUAGCAUGAAACUACGAUGUUUUUGUUAGUGCACUUCUACUACACUACACUUUAUUUACUACAUCAUUCACAAGCUAAAAUUUAAUUGGUGGAGACCGGACUUGUUGGUGGAGAAUUGUAGCUAGCUCUUUUUAGUCUAGCAUUAGCUUCAAAUUAUUUUGUCUGGUUCAGAAAGCAUAAAAGUGUCACCUUGUUAAACAUCAGAUUGUUACCUAUCAUAACUCUGUAUUUGUGUUGAGUUUAUAAUGCAAUAGUGAAUUUUUUUGAACUUUUGGUGUUUUUUAUUGACACGGAAGACUUACUAACAGACCAUAUGGGCCUACCCAACCAGAAGAGCCUGGGAUCAUUUACUGGUAACUUGUUUCUUAAAGAGGUUACUUUUUCUGAAUUUAUAAUCAUUUGACACUUUUUAGUUUGUUUUGCAUUUCCUUAGUCCACAAUACUUCACAAAAAUUUUAAAAAUAACUGCAAAAAGAGACUAUCAAUCAUCAUGCUUUGCUGCAUUUGUCUCCCUAACAGUGUGAUAAAAUGAUUUUACAGCCCAAAAACACCUCCUGCUACAGCUGAUCUGUGAAAGAUGCUAAG
Siniperca chuatsi (mandarin fish) is the source of this 2297-nucleotide messenger RNA. RefSeq names its product 2-oxoglutarate receptor 1-like. The record is from RefSeq and is a predicted model, not a curated record. The transcript has 2 exons. Gene Ontology annotation, cellular component: plasma membrane. Lineage: Eukaryota; Metazoa; Chordata; Actinopteri; Centrarchiformes; Sinipercidae. Gene Ontology annotation, molecular function: G protein-coupled receptor activity. The coding region runs from base 180 to 1184 and encodes 334 amino acids. Gene Ontology annotation, biological process: G protein-coupled receptor signaling pathway.